UUAAAUGUUAAGGUGCUACUCAGCUCAUUCUGUUUCUACUGGGAACACUUGAAGUGCGCCAUGGACGUGCCCGCGCUCAGACCUCUGCUUCUGCUUGUCCUCUUGUCCGGUUUGACGGUUUGCCAAGAGGACAUCCUCCCGCACGGCCCAAUAGAAGCGCUUGUGGGGAGCAGUGUCACCCUGAAAACGCUACUGUCCAAACCAGACUUCACUUUUAUCUUGUGGAACUUCAACAACGGAGAGGAGCAGACGCACAUCUCCACGCUCGGAGCGCAGGGCCUGAACACGAACGCCCCGUACACUGGCCGAGUGAAUAUUAGCGCUGACGGACACCUGAGCCUCACUGGGCUCAAGGCCACGGACAGCGGAGAAUACAGCAUCAGCGUCGUGUCCGCGUCUGGAGCCACGAAGACGGCCGAGAUAGAGCUGCGGGUGAUCGAGCCGGUAUCCGAUGUCAUGGUGAAGUCGAACAUUCCCGAGGCCAUAGAGCUAAACUCCACUGUGGUCCUGACCUGCACCGCCAAAGGAUCCUUCCUCAAGUUCAGCUGGCUCAAUGGCACAACGGCAAUUGUACCAGAUGGCAAACACAUAACCGUUGAAGAGGGGGAUUCGUCUACCGCACUCUCUGUCUUAUCUGUGCAUCGCACAGACCUGGUUGGUCCCCUCUUUUGCUCCGCCUCCAACAGCCUGUCGUCAGGGAAAAGCUCCGCCUUCAACUUAACCGUCUACUAUGGACCAGAGGAGGUGACCAUCUCUCCGGCCUCUCCUCCCGAGUUUGUGGCCUCCAAAUCAGACUUCAGCCUGACGUGUGCAGCGCGGUCCAACCCUGCGGCCUCCUUCUCCUGGUUCCAAGGGGACAAACCCAUCGAAGCGUCUGGAGCUGUGCUGUCACUAAGUGACAUUGAAAAAAAAGGCCUUGGCCAAACCAAGGCUCUGUACAGCUGCAAGGCCUCCAACACCAAGACCAAGAGGGAGGUCGCAUCAACCGCCGUCUCGUUCACUGUUAUAGAGCCUGUCUCAGGUGUUAAACUCUCUGCUCCAUCUGAACUGUUAUUCGCGGGGAACAGUUCGGCUAACCUGAGCUGUGAGGUGGCUAAGGGCUCGGUGCAGGAUGUGGCCUGGCUGAAGGAUGGCACUGUACUGACCUCUAGUGGAAGAGUGUUUUUUCCAGCGGACUUGAGGUCGGUCCAGAUCAGCCCACUGCAGAAGGAGGACAACGGAGAGUACACGUGCACAGUGUCCAACCCGGUCAGCAGUGAGUCAGCCAAGGUCAAACUCCCUGUGAUCUAUGGCCCAGAGGCUGUGGAGCUGAGCGGAGAGUCGGAGGUGGAGGUUACAGAUCCGCUCAAACUGGAAUGCUCCGCCCCCUCUGUCCCACCCGCAAACUACACCUGGACAUUCAACGGCACCAAAACCACCGUCACAACAAGUUACUACAUCAUUGAAAAAGUGACCUUCUCCAACACAGGAACCUACAAGUGUGAAGCCUACAAUGCUCUGACUGGGAAGACCUCCUCCAAGACCCAUAUGCUCGCAGUCAGAGGAGAGGGCGAGCUGGACGAUGGGCUGUCGGACGGAGCCAUCGCCGGGAUCGUGAUUGGAGUUUUAGCUGCGGUUGCUCUUGCCAUUGGAUUGUUCAUCUACUGUCGACAGAAAGUGCCUGUGGAGUCUCCAUAUUAAAAACAACCUGAACGACCUCCUGGACAAGCUGGACCUGUACUGACGUCUCCCCACUCUUGACCACACUGCUGUGAACGGACUGCAUUACCCGUGAUGCACUGCUCAAUGUUACCCACGAUGCACCGCUCAUCAGCUGCUCAGGGUGGAGGGAGACGCGAACAUUUAAACCCCUAAAACACUGGAUUCUAACUCUUUUGGAUGAUUUUUCUCGAGCAGUACUACACUUCCCAUGAUCCUUUGCUUCUCACUCUUUCUUGGCGUUGGAUACUACCGUUCUUCUCAAAGGGACUUAAAUCUUUGUUUUUGUUGAGAGACAUUUUAUUUGGUUGGACACUUGGGACAUUGGCUGCAUUGAGGAUGUUUGAUGAAAUGUUUUGAUGAACUUUUCAGGUUAAGAGGAGUUUUGGAGCUCAGAAUUACCUCACGCUAAAACCAAAAUCCAUCCGUGAAAAGAAGAAGCCACUCAUAUCAGUUGUGUGUUAUUGUUCAAAAGAUUGUGACCUGUCCCCUGCUCUGCUACAGAUUACGAUAAAGUGAAUACUUUUAAAAUAAUUUAAAUUUAAGAAUGGCUUUAGGGUUGAUAUGUGUCUGUGCCGUGGUGCCAGUCUCCUGUGGUAGUUCAGUACAUAUGGCAGAUUAGUCGGACCUGCCGCACACAUAGUAGAGUUCCAUAACUGUUAAUUAGCAACCAUAACUGUUACUUAACAACCAUAAUGUUAACAAGAGCCAAAACUAAACAGUACAAUAGCCUAGUUAUUGUUUCACUAAUAACAACAACAAUUUAUUUAGUUAAAAAUUGACUUUUGUGAACUUUAAACAAUGUUAGAACAUUGUUACCUUAUGUUGUUUUGUUUCAUUCACACAUGGUUGAGUAAGUAGUCUGUCCAAAGCUCAAAAUGCUCUGUUCCACCUUGUGAUGUCAUGAAGUGGAAUACGUUGUGUGGAGUGUUUUUAAACGUCAUCAAUAGUCCCAAGAUCAGAUAGAUCCCGACUCAAAUCAGAGACCAGAUUGUCAAUUUUGUUUUUAAGAAUGACAGAAUAACAUUAUGACCACCUGCCCCCAAAACUGUGCAGUAUCAGAGGGUCUUUAGUCCUGCUUUAGUCCUGCUUUAGUCCUGCUUUAGUCCUGCUUUAGUCCUGCUUUAGUCCUGCUUUAGUCCUGCUUUAGUCCUGCUUUAGUCCUGCUUUAGUCCUGCUCUAGUCCUAGUUCUGCUUUAGUCCUGUUUUAGUCCUAGUUUAGUGCUGCUUUAAGGCUCCGCCCACAAGCCUACAUCACCCUUGCUAGUACACAACAAUUUUCCAUAAAUAUACAAAAACAUGAUACAAAACAAUACACUACAAGUUCACAAACUUGGUGUGAUGUGCAGCAGUUUGAUUAGUGGGAUGCAACUGAUCGUGUUAAAUGAAGUGGGAGUGAUUUAGAGUGGAAAGCGGGAGGGGAGACUCAGAGCGUCAAAAACAAAUGUGAAACUUAUAAAACAUGUGAAUAUGUUGUUUUUGGCAAAUAUUGCCAAAACAACAUGUACCUAAAACAAUAAAGGGUAACAUGGUGAUCUAAAUAUGCUACACAUUAGCAGUGUUGGCACACCCCACCCCAAGUGUAAUAGUCCCUCUAAGACCUGGUUUAGUUCUUGUCUAGUCCAGGUUAAGUCCUGGUCUAGUCUCAGAACAUGGAGCAGCAGGUUGUCAUAAUGUUGUUUUUUUUGUUUGCUUUUUUGUUUUGUUUUUUUUUCACUGUGCUAAGUCCAAACUGGUGCAGAAAUUGACUAAAAUGGCCCAGAUAAGUUAUUUAAUACCAAACUAAAUCUGCGUCUGUAGAAAUUCUGUAUAUAAUGUCCCAUUGUACAAACUAUUGACUCAAGAACAAUAAAAAAUUAGGUCCACAAAAUUGGUUGAAAAACACUUGAAUUACAAACAUUUAAUAUUCACAUGAGUAACUUCAAAACUCAAAAUCAAAGGUAAGAAGUUAUUUCUGAGAUUAUUCACAAAUUAUCAUAUUAAAAUGCUUAUGGCAGGUUGGACUUCUACUAAAACAAAGUUAAGAUCAUUAUAUUUACAAUUUAACUCAAGAUUUGACUUUUUUCUCCCAAUUGAUCCAUUGUUUAGGUUUGAAAUUUUACUUCCUGGUUAGAAAUCUUGACACCACACUAGGGUUUUCCUUAACUGUUACCUAGCAACCACACUGUGUAGUACACUAAAAUAAGAAAACACAUUUAUUUUGUUGAAAUAAUGCUUCAGUAUCAAAAGAUGUGAUUCUGGGUAAAGAUUGUGCUGAAAUUUUGCACAGAAUUUUCCAAGUGUGAUGUCAUUAAUGUGGAACUUUCUCAAAUAGAGUAAUUCAAUUUUUCAACUUUUCUUCAAAAAUUGCUUAAAAAAUAGCUGAGUAAAAAUCAGUUCUCCUUCUGUUAAUCUUCCUUUAGUCCUACUUUAGACCUGGCUUAGUCCUACUUUAGACCUGGUUUAGUUCUGCUUUAGUCCUGCUUUAGUCCUGCUUUAGUCCUACUUUAGUCCUGCUUUAGUCCUGCUUUAGACCUGCUUUAGACCUGCUUUAGUCCUGCUUUAGUCCUGCUUUAGUCCUGCUUUAGUCCGGGUUUAGCCCUGGUUUAGUCCUGGUUUAGGCCUUCUUCUGUCAUUUAUAUCUAAACCAUUUGUUGUGCUGAAGUCUGACGUCAUAAUGCUGAUAUAAACAUAUGCACUUUAACUCGUACAGUGCCUUAGUAAAAUGCAUGUCUCCCAACGAAGCUGCACUGUAUAACUGUUCUAAUGGAGAGUCCACGAUAUGUUUCUAUGGAAAUGUUAUUGCAUCCCAGAGAAGGCCCCGCCAUAUGACAUUAAACACAUCUACAGGGAGAGUUCUAGAAUCUAAGCAAAAACAAUAAUAUCUCCAUGGGGACAAGCAGGUGGUGGACUCUCCCAGAAAAGUUACUCCUUUAAACUCUAGAUAAAUGAUAUGAACUGGUCUGUGGAGCUCUCAGACGCAGUAUUGUAGGAAACAUUAGCUCUGAUUGUGAUGUUUGGUGCUGUCAUUACAUAGAUUAGUGUUUAUCAGUGUGCAGUACUUUUGGAUAGAUGCUCUGUGUAUGUCGUUAUCACAGACUGUAUAAAGUGGAUGGGGGGAAUGAUACAUUCAGCUCCAGUCAAAUAAAGCUCAUUGACGCUAGCAGUUAUAGUGGCUAAUCUGGAAUUCUGACCACGGGUCUCAUAGCAACACGAGAGCCAGUCGAGCUCGAGAGUGUUGAAGGUAACACCCCUUUCCACCCGCAGCACUGGUUUGGCAGGGAGAAUGUAUGCUUGUCACGAUAAUCACUAUGUUGACAUAUCCUUCAGUACACGAAAGUUGGAACAUUAUUUUUGGCAGCCAAUAUUUAUCAUGGUAGUUUUUGUUCUUUUUUUAUACUACAAUUAGAUUUCUGACUUCGACUUCAUUCUGCCAUUUAUGUUUUUCAGCUAAUAUUUUGUUACGAUAUUGUACAUUUGUAAUAUUUUUGGAGGAUCGUGGGUUUUUUUUUUUUUUUUUUUUGGUUAUUGUUCCAUUUGCGAUUUGACCUGUUUCCUCACUUUUCUACAAACUCGCAAAAGCCUCCCAGUGAGUGAUACUGGUGCAUUGGAGGGUGCUCAUCUCCAUGGAGAUGUUAUUGUUUUGCCUGGUAUGUUCCGCAAAAUGUUAUCAAAAUGAUCAAGUUUCUCCGCCUGCUCCGGAAGUAAAUGAAGCAGAAUAUGAUUUUCUUUUAGGUCUUUCUCUGAUGUAUUUUAAAUUACCGCAAUGUUGAAAUUUAAAAUGUUCACUUGUACAGGAGUAGUAGAUACUGAUACACAAUCCUAGAGUGUCCUCGUACAGUUGUCAGUGUGUGACAAUAACGAAGAUGUGAAAUUAUUUAUUUGAAUAACUUUACAUAUAAGUCGCAUCUGAGUAUAAGUUGCACCCCUGGACAAAGUCCGGACAUAGUCCGGAAAAUACGAUACAUGUUUCCAGUGAGAGGGAAAAGCCAACCUCCAGACACAAGGACAACAUGCAAACAGGGAAACGUGCUGCUUGUGCUAAACGUAUUCUUUUAGUUCAUAUUGAUAUAGUGAUUCUAUAGUCCCACUCUGCUUUGCCUCCACCUGGUUGUCUUCUGUCCAUAGACUGUAAAGAAGUGGACUAAGUUAAUGGGACUUCACCCACAGCAUUCACAAUUCUCUUUUGUGGGAGAGUUCCUCUGGACCUCAGUCCACCAUGCAUCUCCAUCUCAAAGCCACUAACCACUCCUUUGAAGAUGGUGAAGUUCAGAUCUUAGCCAGAGAAAAUAAAUGGUUUGAGAGAGGAGUUAAAGAAGCUAUUUUUGUUAGGAAAGAGAAUCCUUCCUUAAACAGAAAUGAGGGCCUGAGACAUAAUCUCUCCCCCAUCUAUAACACCAUCCUUAGACCCAGAACAAUAGCAGGGUCGUUAAGGGCUGAAUAGGUUAGUCUCAGCUGAAACUGGAGACAAUAGCUGUUUACAGUUUCAGUGUGGUUAGCCCCUCCCCUCAGAUAGAUUUAAAGGCAGUGGCCACCAGCAUUCUGACCAGAACUGAAGAAGUGCUUGGAUGAGCAGCGAAACGUCUUCACUCCUAGAAGAUUUGUCCAAUUGACAAGACUUAACUUUGUUGUUUGCUAUGGAUCAGACCUGGACCACUGAGGGUCUACACAGACCUCUGGUGAUAUACUUCACUCUGCCCCCUCCUGCUUCACCUGUGCCACUGCAGUUCUGGUGAUAUACUUCGCUCUGCCCCCUCCUGGUUCACCUGUGCCACUGUAGCAUUGGCGAUAUACCCACUGCCCACUGCUGGUUAUCUUCUGGAGCAUCAGCGAGUCUGAACACGUAUCUAAACAUCAGGGAAAAUGUGUUGAAAGUCUGGGAAUUAUUUAGAAUAUGUGGAUAGGAAGGGGUGGAGCUCGUGCUUAAUGACAGACCACUGACUACACUGUAAAAAGGAGUCUCUGAGAAAUGUAUAUUUUAUGGUUGGAACAAGAUUAAAAUCCUCUAAAAAUGUCUCAGAAUGCCACUUGUGUUUUGUUUCUCAGUUUUGUGAUUUAAUGUAGCAAGAACU
Messenger RNA from Periophthalmus magnuspinnatus, 6749 nucleotides. Its product is annotated as carcinoembryonic antigen-related cell adhesion molecule 20-like. Lineage: Eukaryota; Metazoa; Chordata; Actinopteri; Gobiiformes; Gobiidae. The record is from RefSeq and is a predicted model, not a curated record. The transcript is spliced from 10 exons. Bases 61 to 1680 code for a protein of 539 amino acids.